CACUUGCAUACUGAAACCAAGCUAGUGUUAUUCGAACACAUCUCAAUGGGUACUCCCACAAUUCUUACUUCAUUUUUCUUUUUGUUGUUAGGUCUGGGCAUAUGCUCCGCCACUAGAGCCCUCUUUACUCUUCCAGAAAUACCGAGUGGUGGGUAUGGAGGUGGGGGUGGACAAGGUGGUGGUGCAGGCUAUGGUGGCGCUACAGGUGGACAUGGGGGUGGUGGUGGUGGUGGUGGUAGUGGUAGUGGUGGUGGAGUUGCUUACGGUGCUGGAGGUGAGCAUGGUGUCGGGUAUGGAAGUGGAGCUGGACAAGGUGGUGGUGGUGGCUAUAGUGCUGCUGGUGGAUAUGGAGGUGGUGGCGGUGGUGGUAGCGGAAGUGGAGCUGGUUACGGUGUUGGAGGCGAACAUGGUGUCGGGUAUGGAAGUGGGGGUGGAGAAGGUGGUGGUGCUGGUGGAUAUGGAGGUGGUGGAGGUGGUGGUAGCGGAAGUGGAGCUGGUUACAGUGUAGGAGGUGAACAUGGUGCUGGAUAUGGAAGUGGUGGUGGAGAAGGUGGUGGCCACGGGGCUGGAUAUGCUGGAGAACAUGGAGCUGGAUAUGGAGGUGGCGGGGGUGGUGGAAGUGGAGGUGGUUAUGGUAGUGCUAUAGGAGGCGAAGGUGCUGGUCCUGGCGGUGAUCAAGGGGUUGGUUGCGGAAGUGGUGGUGGUAAAGGUGGUGGAGAAGGAUAUGGUAGUGGCGGUGAACAUGGAGUUGGAUAUGGUGGAGGUGGAGGAGGUGGUAGUGGUGGUGGAUACGGUGCUGGGAAUGAGUAUGGUGGAGGACAUGGAGGUGGUAGUGGUGCUGGUGCUGGAGGUGGUUAUGGUGGAGGACCAAUUGGUGGUGCUGGUGGAGAAUACGGUGGAGGAGGUGGGGGUGGGAGUGGUGGAGGUGGAGGUGGAGGCUAUGGAAGUGGCGGAGCACAUGGAGGAGGAUAUGGAGGUGGGAGUGGUGGAGGUUAUGGAGCUGGUGUAGGAUAUGGUGGAGGAGCAGGAGGUGGCCAUGGUGGUGGGGGUGGAAGUGGUGGCGGUGCAGGAGGAGGUUAUGGAGAUGGAGGACUAGCACAUGGAGGAGGAUAUGGCGGAGGAGAAGGAGGUGGGCAUGGUGGAGCUGCAGGUGGCUAUAGUGGAGGAGGUGGUGGCGGGGGCUCUGGAGGAGGCAGCGGUGGUGGUUAUGCUGCUGGAAAUGUGCAUGGCGGAGGGUACGGAGGAGGUGAAGGUGAAGGAGGUGGGCAUGGGGGUGGCUAUUUCCCCUGAUAGCAUAUUUGCAAAUGUUAGGCUCGAGGAGGAAAGUUCUCGGCCUAGCUGGUGGCAUGGAAAAUAAUGUAUUUGAUUGGUUAAUUAAUUAGAAUAUAUGCAUGCAAUAUGUAAUAAAUUAUGCUGAUUUAUUAAAUGCUCGUUGGAAAUAUAAUUAACUAACUAAUGUAAUGCUCUUUGCCACUUCUUUUUUAAGAAAAUAAAAGUGUAUAAUGGAGCCGUGGGAGUGGCAACCCUCUCUUUGGGCUUCAAACUUUGUGGAGGAAA
Ricinus communis (castor bean) is the source of this 1557-nucleotide messenger RNA. RefSeq names its product glycine-rich cell wall structural protein 1.8. The record is from RefSeq and is a predicted model, not a curated record. The transcript has a single exon. NCBI's taxonomy places the organism in Eukaryota, Viridiplantae, Streptophyta, Magnoliopsida, Malpighiales, Euphorbiaceae. The coding region runs from base 46 to 1290 and encodes 414 amino acids.